CUUAAUUUUUACCUCUUCGAAAAUAACAUAGCAACAGCUGAAAACAAUAUUUUUUUCGUUGAAUGACUUGAGCAGGUGAUUACAGAGCAACAUGGGCAAGAAAACCAAGAAAGAGACGGAGGCACCACCAAAGGACGUGUUUGAUACAUUAGCAGUUGAGAGCAAAAAAGCAGCUACUGUGGUUCUCAUGCUGGAGAGUCCUGAGGAAGAGAUACUUAUCAAGGGAUGUGAAGCUCUCUACAAAUUUGCUGAAAAAUGUGAUGAAAACCGAGGAAUGCUUCUUGAGCUUGGUGCCGGUGAACACCUACUAAAGCUGAUCGCAUCAGAGGAGAAGACCGUCCGUAGGAAUGCCAUCAUGACCCUAGGCGUCAUGUCAGCUCACAAUGAAGUCAGGAGACUGCUAAGAAAAAGUGACUGCGUCCCAAAUCUUAUCAAGUUAUUAGCUCCGGAAGAGGACACCCUUGUCCACGAGUUCUCUAGUCUGUGUCUGGCCAACAUGGCCCAAGAGUACUCCAGCAAGGUCCAGAUCAUGGAACUAGGAGGUCUAGAUCCUCUGAUAGCACUGCUCUCUGACCCUGAUCCCGAUGUCACCAAGAACACCGUGGAAGCAGUAUCUCUCUUGCUCCAGGAUUAUCAAAGCAGAGCAGCAAUAAGAGAUGCCCGUGGUCUGGAACCCCUUCUGGAACUCUUGAAGUCGGACUAUCCGGUGAUCCAGGAGCUAGCCUUACAGAGCUUGACACUUUCUACUCAAGAUGCAGAGAACAGAGAAGCACUCAGAGAACUGGAGGGAUUGGAAAGGCUGGUUGACUUUGUUGGUACAAAAGAGUUUGAAGACCUUCACGUCCAUGCCCUGAAUGUUCUUUCGAAUUGUUUGGAGGACAUCGAGAGCAUGGAACUCAUUCAAACUACAGGAGGUCUUCAGAAGCUACUCGCCUUCGCCGCAGAGUCUGAGAAAUCAGAGGUCCAGGAGAAUGCCUCUAGGGCCAUAGCGAGAGCUGCGAGGAAUCCUGAGAACUGCAAGAUAUUUCAUGAGCAAGAGGGGGAGAAGACGUUAGUUUGUCUCCUCGAGGUUGAUAGCGCACCAGUCCAAGCCGCUACAGCACAGGCCCUAGCCAUCAUGGCAGAGAGCGCCCUCUGUAGACAGACGAUUGCUGAAUAUGAUGGCAUAGCACCUCUUGUCAAACUGCUCGGCAGUGAAAACGGAGAUGUCGCUGAGAACAGCUCCCUCGCUCUGGCCAACCUCACAUCGGCUACCGUCCAAAACUGUGUUGAGCUGGCAGAACGCAAUGGCAUCGAGCCCCUUAUCGGUCUCUUAAACUCGUCAAGAGAGGGCGCCCAAGCCAACGCAGCUCAGGUCUUGACCAACAUGGCGACGGAUGAAAUCUUGAGGGCGGACAUCCAGACUAGAGGAAUUGUAGGAGCUCUGCUCACUCCUCUACAUUCCAGCAAUGCCAAUGUUCAAACUAAGGCAGCAAUGGCACUAGCUGCCUUUGUCUGUGAUACAGAAUCAAGAAACCAGUUGAGAGGGCUAGGUGGCUUAGGUCCUAUGUUGAAGCUUCUUCAGUCUAGUAAUGACGACGUAAGACGAGCUGCAUCUUGGGCCUUGGUUGUCUGCGCUAGUGAUCCAGUCAUUGCCACGGAACUCUGCAAGCUCGGUGGAUUGGACACCUUGAAAGAAAUCCAGCAGUCAUCGACCAGAAAGAAUGGUUUCAGUGACGUAGCACUCGAGAGAUUGCUAGACAGUAUGCUACCCGCUAAAUACAGUCUGAUGGGGUUCCUGGGACCUAAUGAUAUCAUCUGCGAUGGCUUCUAUGAUGCCGGCAAGAUCCGACCAGAAUCUAAAUUUGCGACCUUGGAGGAAUUGAGCGAGCAGGAGGUCAAUCAGAAGAAGCCGAUCUUACUUGUCAAUUGUGGAGCCUCUAAAAGCCCACCUGUCACUCCUGCACCCACAAUCCCGUCAGAACUAGAUGUCAAACAGGAAUCCAAGUCCAACAUCAGAUCGUCAAAAUCGUCCGUCAAAGGGUCAAAGAGAGAGAGCAAGAAGGAACGCGAGGAGAGAGAGCUGCGUGAGAGACUGGAAGCCGAGAGAUUAGCCGAGCAGCAGGCCUUGCUAUCCCAGCAGCCACCUCAGUACGAGGCUCCUGCCGAUCCCGUCUUUGAAGGUUACAUCAGCGACAUGCUCAAUGAUGUCAGCUGUCUUCCGACGACAAGAGAGCAGGUCAUCACGAUUGCGCAGUACGUCAGCAACAAGAUGGGUGGACCGAUCGAGAAGGGAGAGAUGGCUAACUUCAGCUACGAGCUGAGCCUUAGUCAACUGAAGUACGAACUGAAGAGUAAUAUCAUCCCUAUUGGUCGGAUUGACCGAGGUAUCCAUUGCCACCGAGCUCUCCUGUUUAAGGCACUCGCUGAUCGGAUUGGUGUAUCGUGUUCUUUGGUAAGAGGCAACUAUAACAGAGCUUGGAAUGAAGUUAUGCUCACAGAUGAAGAAGACUCGCAAGAAAACCCCAAGUUUCCUCCCAAAGCCUACAUUGUUGACCUUGUCCACCAACCCGGAAGAUUGAUGCGUUCAGACUCUAAUGAUGCCGUUAAUUAUCAAAAGAUUUGAGAUGAUAAUGUGAACAUCAUUGGCCUUUAUGUGUAAUCCUGCCUGGAAGACUGAUGCAUUUAGACUCUAAAGAUGCAGUUAAUUAUCAAAAGAUUUGAAAAAACUAAUGUCAGUUGCCUUUAUGUGUAAUCUCACCCAAUAGACUAAUGCCUUCAGACUCUAAAUGAUGCACUUAAUUAUCAAAUAGAUUGGCCUUGAUGCGUUCAGAUUCCAAUAAUGCAGUUAAUUAUGAAAAGAUUGGAAAUGAUAAUGUAAACAUCAGUAGCAUUUAUGUGUAAUUCUGCCUUGAAGACUAAUGCAUUCAGACUCUAAAUGCAGUUAAUUAUCAAAAGAUUUGAAACGAUAAUAUAUAAUAAUGUCAAUGUCCUUUACAUGUAAUCCAGCCUGGGAGACUGAUAGGUUCAAACUCUAAUGAUACAGAUAGUUAUCAAAAGAUUUGAAACGAUAAUAUCAAAGUCAAUGCUAUUUAAGUGUAAUCCUGCCUGGAAGAAUCAAUGCUUUAAUUUAAGACUUAUUAUGAAAAGAUUUUUAAACGGUGAUGUAAAUCAGUUUUUUAUCUAUUCCACACUACAGGUAUCUAUUCCAUUUUACUAGAAGCCUGCUAUUAAGACCAUUUGCCUACAAAGAUCACCUUAAUUUCUCUGUCUUUGUAUACAGUCUUUGAUAUUCAUGCAGGCACAGUUGAAUUUCCAUGUAUUGAGAGAUCACAUAUGUCUCUAUCUUUAUUAUGUAAACAGAUCUGUCUGAUUGUGAGAUGAUUAUUUGUAUUUAUAAGUAAGUAUAUAGAGAGUUUUGCAAUGAACACAUAUCAAUUCUUAUUGUUGAAAUAUGUGUGUUAUGCAUAGUUGUGUUCAUGAUGAUUGUUCUGUUCUUCAGAAUUGAUCUGAAUAUCUUUUACAAAUUUUAUCAAAACUACUCCACAUUUGUGGCCAUCCUGCCAGCGAUCUUCCGUCCUCUUUUGUGUAUAGUGUCUUAUUGUAGUUUCAAUCUGUGAAAGAACAUUGUGAAUUUGUAUGCAUUUGCUCAGAAACAAUUAUGCUUUAAUAUGAACUGUAACUUUGUGUAAACUACAAA
Molecule: messenger RNA, 3679 nt
Organism: Lytechinus variegatus (green sea urchin)
Lineage: Eukaryota; Metazoa; Echinodermata; Echinoidea; Temnopleuroida; Toxopneustidae
Product: armadillo repeat-containing protein 3-like
Exons: 19
Coding region: 92-2605 (837 amino acids)
Molecular function (GO): protein binding
Source: RefSeq, a predicted model, not a curated record